Fomitopsis serialis is the source of this 1409-nucleotide messenger RNA. RefSeq names its product Pkinase-domain-containing protein. The coding region runs from base 76 to 1107 and encodes 343 amino acids. Lineage: Eukaryota; Fungi; Basidiomycota; Agaricomycetes; Polyporales; Fomitopsidaceae. The transcript has 8 exons. Gene Ontology annotation, molecular function: protein serine/threonine kinase activity; ATP binding. Gene Ontology annotation, cellular component: protein kinase CK2 complex; nucleus; cytosol. Gene Ontology annotation, biological process: protein phosphorylation; regulation of transcription by RNA polymerase I; DNA damage response. The record is from RefSeq and is a predicted model, not a curated record.
AGACUUUCAAUACCACUCGAUCCCUACACCCACCUCGCGCCCUGGCGCAUAACUCCAAGUCUGCAUACCACGCCCAUGGGUCGAACGCCAACCAAGUCUGUCGCUCGCGUGUAUGCUGACGUGAACGCGAAGCUAGGGCCCUCAUGGCAUGAAUAUGAUAACCUGCAGGUUCAAUGGGGCUCUCAGGAUCAUUACGAGAUUGUCCGGAAAGUGGGCCGCGGAAAGUACUCCGAGGUCUUCGAAGGAAUCAACAUAGUGAACGACGAGAAAUGUAUCAUCAAAGUCUUAAAGCCGGUGAAGAAGAAGAAGAUCAAGCGAGAAAUCAAGAUCUUGCAAAACUUGGCUGGCGGUCCUAACGUUGUUGCUCUCCUGGACGUCGUCCGCGACCCAUCCUCAAAAAUACCCAGUCUGAUAACAGAAUACGUGCACAAUGUCGACUUCAAGGUGCUUUAUCCUCGGUUCACCGACUUCGAUGUGCGAUUCUAUAUGUUUGAACUGCUCAAGGCCUUGGAUUACUGCCACUCCAAGGGUAUUAUGCAUCGAGACGUGAAACCUCAUAACGUUAUGAUUGAUCAUGAACGACGAAAGUUGCGCCUCAUCGACUGGGGUCUGGCCGAGUUCUACCAUCCGAAGACGGAAUACAACGUGCGAGUGGCUUCACGAUACUUCAAAGGCCCGGAGUUGCUGGUCGACUUCCAGGAGUACGAUUACAGUCUUGACAUGUGGAGCUACGGCUGCAUGUUCGCGUCCAUGAUAUUUAGGAAGGAGCCCUUCUUCCACGGCCAUGAUAAUUAUGACCAGCUCGUCAAGAUCACAAAGGUGCUUGGCACAGAAGGUCUCUAUCAGUAUAUCGAGAAAUACGACAUUGCGCUGGAUCCGCAAUACGAUGAGAUACUUGGGAACUACCCGAAGAAAGCGUGGUCGCGGUUUAUUACGUCGGAGAACCAGCGAUACAUAUCAAACGAAGCCAUAGACUUCUUGGACAAGCUGCUCCGGUACGAUCACCAGGAGCGACUCACUGCGCGGGAAGCACAAGCACACCCCUACUUUGAACCUGUGAGAAACGCCAGCGUGCACGAUCCCGAUAGCGACGGUUCUCCGGCAUAGCAGCCAAGUUUAUCUCGGUCUCAUGACCUGGACGGGCCAGGUCUCCGCCAGCUAAGCUGUGAUCUAUGUAGACCGCUGUCGUGUCGUACUGCUGCGGACGAGAUGCUGUUCUAAUGUACUGGUUUGUAAUGUUACCUUGCAGGCGUCCCUCCCACCGGCUUUGCGGAAGACCACCUGGCUCGCUUCGGAUUUCCUUCUCUUGUGAACGAUGGUAUGACUCGUCGUUUGUAGAGGGCUCAUGCAAGCGCCAGAUAGCUAGAAGAUAAUCAAUGCGUACCGCCUGCCGAACGUACAAGAUCCAC